Trichosporon asahii var. asahii CBS 2479 is the source of this 2325-nucleotide messenger RNA. RefSeq lists its product as uncharacterized. Lineage: Eukaryota; Fungi; Basidiomycota; Tremellomycetes; Trichosporonales; Trichosporonaceae. The transcript is spliced from 2 exons. The coding region runs from base 1 to 2325 and encodes 774 amino acids. The record is from RefSeq and is a predicted model, not a curated record. Gene Ontology annotation, molecular function: protein binding.
AUGCUCUUCCUCCUCCUCUCCAACCUUCCCCAGGCGCAGGCCGCCGCGCCCUCGGCUCGUUGGGGUCACCGUGCCAUCUUCAAUGAGGACGACAGCUCUCUCUACAUUGUUGGCGGCGCCGUGUCCAACUCGGUCAACCAGUUGACGAACGAUGUUUUCGUUCUGCCCCUUAACUCGUCGACCCAAGUCUGGUCCAACGGCCCCAACGAAGGUCUCCCCGCGCAUGCGUUCGCCUCGAUGGCGCUGUCGCAUGACCGGUCGCAGCUCACUGUGGUUGGUGGUGUCACUGCUUCGUGCGCCGACGACGACAUCACGCACACGCUCGACCUGUCUUCCCAGACCUGGUCGUCCGCCACGCCUGAAGGCUUCGUCCGUCGCCACGGCUCUGGUGCCGCCACCAUCGGUAACGGUAGCGCCAAGGGCAUGCUUCUCGUUGUAGCUGGUCUCAACGACAAGUUUGUCUGCAGCAGGACCUCGUCCGCCUACACUGCGGCCGACACCAUCGCUCUCCCUGCGUCUGACCAUCGCGCGUCGAGCAACAAGAUGGACUCGUCCCUCACGGGUGACCACCUUGCCAUCUCCGACUUUGCCAUGGCUCAGACCAAGGACGAGACUGUCUACCUCGCUGGUGGUCAGGCUGCGGACGGCUCCCUCGUCGACUACUCAACGAUUGCUGUCUGGAACAAGCAGGGAGGCUGGUCUUCCCAGAAGGUUUCUGGCGACAUUCCCGCUGGACGUCUCGGUGCUACCCUGGUGGCGCACCCCACUCAGAACGUCCUCAUCCUCCAUGGCGGGUCCACCGAGGAUGGCGGCAAGUUCUCGCCCACCAACCUCGUGUCGGUGCUUGACAUGAAGAGCUGGAAGUGGUCGGCCCCGUCACACCUGCAGCCGGCCGCGUCCACUGCGCGCUCCUACCACACCGCCGUCAUGACUCCCUCUGGUGUUAUGAUCACGUCGUUCGGUAUGAGCCUCGACGGUGCGCCCAGCGACAACCAGGCCUACCUCGACAUGCGCAGCAAGGACCAGAAGGCGUGGGGCUGGCAGUCUGACUGGUCGAGCAACUACCUCACCAAUGAGCUCGCCGCCUCCUCUGAGUCUGGAGCACACUCCAAGUCUGACAAGGGAACGAUCGCCGCCGCUGUCGUUCCCACUGUCAUCUGUGUGCUGAUCCUCAUUCCCCUUCUCGUCUACUUCAUUCGCCGCCACCGCAAGCGCCAGCGCCAGCGCCGCCUCGCUUCCCACUACUCGUUCUCUGCCCAGGAGGACCGUGGUGACUUUAACAACAACCGCAACCGCUGGGGCUGGGGCCACAGCCGUGCUGACGACGAGGACAGCCACCCGAGCUUCGUGUCUAGCAUGCGCGACGUCGUCUACAAUGUCUUCCGCCGUGGCAGCAACCACGGUGUGGGCGACGAUGGUACUAUCAACGAGCCCCAGCAGGACAUGACCCAGGUCCGCAACCCCAACGAGCUCACGCAGCACGGUCAGCCUUGGGAAGAGAUCGACUUUGGUCUUGGCCGUGUUGACCGCGUCGACCACGGACGUCGCGAGGCCAACUACACUGACCUUCCCGCUCGCAUCCCCCGCGGCCAGGGAAGCCGACGUGUUAGCGGCAACGUCAUUCCCGAUGUCUACCCCAUGCCCAUCGCCUCGACUAUGCCUUACGGUCCUGACAUUCCCGACUCUGUCCGCGAGUCGAUGGAGAACCCGUUCGAUGACCCCAAGGAGCUCAACGACGAGCAGAUUGAUGAGCGUAUUCACACCGCCUCGACUGCCGUUCAGGAGACCCCUCAGCUUGUCGACCUGAGCCCUCGCCUUGGCACUCCCAAGGACGACGGCCAGAAGACUCUUGUCACCCCUGGCUCUGUUGCCGCUGCUCAGGACGCUUCUGAGUGGGCUGCUCUUGAGGCUUCGCUCGUCAACCGCCCCGUGUUCCAGUCGAUUUCGCCCACCUCCACGCUCCGCUCUCACGCCCACGAGACGGAGGCCACGCGUGAGGAGCGCAACUCGACCCACUCGCACACGUCGCGCGACAGCUUUGUUAACCCUCCCAGCCUCCCUCCUCUCCAGUUCUCGCAGUCUCCUCUCUCACCUAGCCUCAAGGUCUCUGGUGCCUCUGUUCAGUACCCUUCGAUCAACCAGGGCAACAUGCGUCAGCUUGCCGGCCACGUCCGCCGCGAGUCGAUGGAGAGCGCUCACAUUGGCACGCUUCCCCGCAAUGCCCUCGGUCUCGCCAGGCUGCAGCAGGGCAGCCGCGACUCGGUGUCGUCGCGCCUGCACAUCGCCAACCCUUCGAGCUCGCUCGAGGAUGUGCGCAACCUCUAA